Messenger RNA from Paramisgurnus dabryanus, 838 nucleotides. It is a transcript of the gene mnd1, whose product is annotated as meiotic nuclear divisions 1 homolog (S. cerevisiae). Lineage: Eukaryota; Metazoa; Chordata; Actinopteri; Cypriniformes; Cobitidae. Gene Ontology annotation, cellular component: nucleus. Gene Ontology annotation, biological process: reciprocal meiotic recombination. The record is from RefSeq and is a predicted model, not a curated record. Gene Ontology annotation, molecular function: double-stranded DNA binding.
CAUUAGGUUGCAUCACGCACGCAUGCGCAGUGUAAUAUUUUCGCUGCUCGCGCCAAACUCAAAGCCUGACUGAAAGAAUUCUCCAAGAUGUCUAAAAAGAAAGGACUUAGCUUGGAAGAAAAAAGAAGUCGUAUGAUGGAAAUAUUCUUUGAAACGAAAGAUGUGUUUCAGCUGAAGGACAUUGAAAAAAUCGCCCCAAAAUCAAAAGGAAUCACUCCCAUGUCAGUAAAAGAUGUGCUGCAGAGUCUAGUGGAUGAUAACUUGGUGGACACAGAAAGAGUCGGCACCUCCAACUAUUACUGGGCGUUUCCCAGUAAAGCCCUGCACGCCCGUAAACGUAAAUUAGAGGAGCUGGAGAGACAGUGUGAGGAGGGGAAGCAGCGAAAAAUAGCCCUUCAGCAAGCAGUUGGCAAAGGCAAAGUGGGACGUGAAAUUAGCGAUGAAAGAGAGGCUCUACUGAAGGAGCUUGUGGCGUUGAAAGAUCAGAGGGAUCAGCUGAAGGCUGACUUGGAGAAGUACAAAGAAUGUGAUCCGGAGGUGGUGAAGGAGAUUCGUAAUUCCAACAUUGCAGCAAAGGAGGCCGUUUCCAGGUGGACCGAUAAUGUUUUUGCAAUCAAAUCCUGGGCAAAGAGGAAGUUUGGCUUUGAGGACAGCAGUUUAAACAAAGCUUUCGGAAUACCAGAGGACUUUGACUACAUUAACUGAUGAAAAAAGCUAACUGUUUAUACAUAUACAUUUUCCAUUGUUGGGUUGUUAUCAGUGUUGUCUUUGUUCUCUCCUUAUUUUCACAAUGUUCAUAUUUUGUAUAUCUUGUAAAUAAAUAAAACUGUUUUCGUUU